AGAUGAUAAAAUAUUGGGUAUGGUGGGCUUACCUUAAUGGGCCUGACGGAUUGGGUCUCUUGGGCCUGCGUAGGUAUGGUCCCAGCUUUGGAGGCCCAUCACUACUGACGCAGCAAGGGCCCAUGAUCCGGUAAUGAGAAUCCUUGCUCACUACGUUUGGAAGAAUUGGGAAUAGAGUCCCACAUUGAAAAGAUGUGAGAACCAAAAAGGGAAAGUCAACCCCUUAUCACUAUAAAAGGCGUAAUACCCACAGAAAUCGAGGUAUGCUUUUAUGAACCCUCUCUAACGCACUAAGUAAAACAGAGGAAGUCUAACUUGACCGUCGGAGAGUCUUUGGCCGGCACCACACCGGUGCUCUCUGAAGGACUCUUUAGUUUGUUUCGUCGUGCAGGUUCAAUUCGAGUCGCGAGUACGGUGUGACCCAUUGGUGACGGUAAUCGACGUCAUCAGUUGGCGCCGUCUGUGGGAACUCGACGACCGGGUACGGUAACAUUUCCUAGAUAAAGGAGUUACAUGGUACUCACGCGCUCGAUGGCAACCACAAAUGACGUCCAAGAAGAAGCUCCUACGACUGCCCUUGAGAGACAGGUCAAGACGCUCGCCGCAGCUGUGGAGCGCCUCACCAAACAAAACCACGACCUGACGGAACAGCUGAAUCAAAAGAGUGCAGCCGUGAAUAGCCAGGGAGAUCAAGAAGGGAACAGUGCGGAGAGGAGAAAUAAUGACGGACCGCAGGAGAGCAACGCACCGAGCAAACAAGUGCGACGGGACGCUAGCAUCCCCUCAGUGACGGACACAGCUCCACAACCCAUCAUCGCAGAGAUGCAGGCGAUGAAGGAACAGAUGGAAGUCCUGAUGAACGCUCUCAAGGGGCGAGUGUCCAGCGAUCUUGACGACCUUGUCAACCGGACUGACUCGCCAUUUACGGCGUCCGUCAACUCCUUCCCCCUGCCGAGUAAGUUCCGCAUGCCGAGCAUGGACAGUUAUGACGGAGUCAAGGACCCCCUCGAUCACCUAGAGACCUUCAAGACCCUGAUGCACCUCCAAGGAGUGGCGGACGCGAUUAUGUGUAGGGCAUUCCCUACAACCCUGAAGGGCGCGGCAAGGAUUUGGUUCAGCCGCCUGACACCAAACUCCAUCGGCACCUUCAGAGAGCUGAGCGCUCAGUUCACUACACACUUCAUUGGAGGACAUCGGUACAAGAAAUCCACGGCUUGUCUGAUGAACAUCAAGCAGAGAGAGGAGGAGACGUUACGGGCCUACAUAUCACGCUUCAAUAAAGAAGCGCUCACGAUCGACGAAGCCGACGACAAAAUAUUGGUGGCCGCGUUCACAAACGGGCUGAAGGGGGGUAAGUUUUUGUUCUCCCUAUACAAAAACGACCCAAAGACAAUGUCGGAGGUGCUUUACAGGGCCACCAAGUAUAUGAACGCUGAAGACGCUCUACUAGCAAGAGAAGACAGACCGAAGAAAAGAGACAGACAAGAGGAUCCCCGACAGGACCAGGGGCGAAAAAAAGGACGGAUGGGAGAUCGAAGGGACGAGAGACGUCCAAAACCCAUGGGUGGAAGGUUCACAAGUUUCACCCCGUUGACAGCUCCGAUAGACCAAGUCCUAAUGCAGAUUAAGGACGAAGGAUCCCUGACGUUUCCGGGAAAGCUGAAGAGUGAUCCCAACAAAAGGUCAAGAGACAAAUAUUGCCGCUUCCACCGUGACCAUGGUCACGACACUGCCGAUUGUUACGACUUGAAGCAACAAAUCGAAAACCUUAUCCGACAAGGAAAGCUGAAGAAGUUCGUCAGCAAGGAAAGAAUGGAUCAACCCCAACAAGAACAACACCCCCGUCGAGAAAACGAGCGGCCAAGGCCCCCAAUAGGGGACAUAAGGAUGAUAAUUGGAGGAACAGCUGCGGCCGGAUCAUCAAAAAAGGCUCGCAAAACGUACCUUCGGAUGGUACAGAAUGUCCAGCUGGCAGGCACGGUACCAAAGAUGGCUAGAAGGGAAGGCCCCAUUAUCGGGUUCUCGGAGGAGGAUGCAAGACGCCUACACCAUCCACACGACGAUGCACUCGUCGUCACCUUGCGAGCAGGCGACUACAACAUCCACCGGGUGUUGGUCGACAACGGUAGUUCGGCCGACAUCAUGUAUUAUCCGGCAUUCCAACAAAUGAGGAUUGAUAGAGAACUGCUAAUACCGACAAACGCCCCGCUCGUCGGCUUCGGGGGGAGUAGGAUAUUCCCUUUGGGCGCCGUCACGUUACCGGUGACAGUAGGAGACUACCCCCAACAAAUCACUAAGGACGUAACAUUCCUGGUGGUCGAUUGCUCGUCAGCCUACAAUGCUAUUAUUGGACGGCCCACUCUCAACUCGUGGAAGGCGGCAACAUCAACAUACCACCUGAUGAUCAAGUUCCCAACGGAGUAUGGGGUAGGAGAGCUACGCGGAAGCCAAAUUGCCGCACGAGAAUGCUACGUAGCUAUGAUGGAGGUGGAAGACCAGAUCCAGGCCUUGAACAUAGAAGAACACCGAACGACGGCAGAACCUACUGAGAAGCUAGAGGAGAUAGUUCUCGACAGUUCCAAUUCAGAUCGAACUACCAGGAUCGGAACGCUUGUCAAACCCGCAAUCCGUCAAGAGCUCGUAGCUUUCUUGAGGAGCAAUAAGGAUGUGUUCGCUUGGAGCCAUGACGAUAUGCCAGGAAUCGAUCCCUCGGUCAUGGUACAUAAGUUGAAUGUGUUGCCCUCGUUCCCACCCGUCCGACAAAAGAAGAGAGUAUUCGCCCCGGAGCGAGACCAAGCAAUAGCGGAAGAGGUCCGCAAACUCCAAGAUGCAAGCUUUAUCAGGGAAGUCUACUACCCCGAUUGGCUGGCGAAUGUGGUAAUGGUGAAGAAAACGAGUGGCAAAUGGCGGAUGUGCGUGGACUUCACCGAUCUGAACAAAGCAUGCCCCAAAGAUAGCUAUCCCCUCCCAAGGGUCGACAUACUAGUGGACUCGACGGCUCAACACCAAUUGCUAAGCUUCAUGGAUGCUUUCUCGGGUUAUAACCAGAUCCGCAUGCACGAGGACGACCAGGAGAAGACUUCGUUUGUAACCAGUCAAGGUCUCUUCUGUUACAAAGUAAUGCCAUUCGGUCUGAAGAAUGCAGGGGCAACAUACCAGAGACUAAUGAACAAGAUGUUCGCACAGCAAAUCGGGAGAAACGUCCAAGUUUAUGUCGACGACAUGCUGGUGAAGAGCCGGAAGGAGGAAGACCAUUUGGAAGAUCUCAAGGAAACAUUCGGCACACUCCGAUCCUACAACAUGAAGCUCAAUCCAGGAAAGUGCGCGUUUGGUGUAACGGCAGGAAAAUUCCUAGGAUUCAUGGUAUCUCAAAGGGGGAUUGAAGCUAACCCGGACAAAAUCCGAGCCAUAAUGGAGAUGGCCCCCCCGAGAAACGUGAAGGAAGUACAGAGCCUUAACGGCAAGGUAGCGGCAUUAAAUAGAUUCGUGUCGAGAGCGACGGACAAAUGUUUACCUUUCUUCCGAACAUUGAAAAAGUCAUUCGAGUGGACGGACGAGUGUCAACGAGCAUUCGAGGAGUUAAAAACCUAUCUAUCUUCACCACCUCUACUGAGCCCCUCGCAACCAGGUGAAGAGCUCUUCCUCUAUUUGGCCGUCUCCACUGUGGCCGUCAGCGCGGCCUUAAUCAGAGAGGAGGACAGGGCACAGAAGCCCGUAUACUACGCCAGCCGGGCGCUCCGCGGUGCCGAGGAAAGAUACCAACCUAUGGAGAAACUCGCUUUUGCGUUGGUCACGGCGGCUCGCAAGCUCAAGCCCUACUUUCAAGCCCAUACCGUGAACGUAGUGACCGACAAGCCCUUGCGAAGGGCACUAAGUAAUCCUGAGGCCGCAGGUCGACUGACGCUGUGGGCAAUAGAAUUGAGUGAGUUUGACAUCAAGUAUCGUCCACGUAUGGCCAUUAAAGGACAAGCUGUAGCCGACUUCAUAGCUGAGUUUACGCAUGACGCGGACAAGGGGGCAGAAGAACCCCCUCAGUGGAAUAUCUACACCGACGGAUCAUCCAAUAAGCGAGUUGGAGGAGCCGGCAUAGUAUUGCUGUCACCUGAAGGAGACAAGAUUGAAUGUAUGGUCCGGCUCGACUUCCCCAUUACCAACAAUGAAGCAGAAUACGAAGCAGUAGCAGCAGGACUCGACCUAGCCAAAGCCGCCGGAGCUGAAAGUGUGGUCGUGCAUUGCGACUCUCAAGUCGUGACCAAUCAAGUAAACGGAGAUUAUGAAUGCAAAGGGGAAAGGUUGAAGAGAUAUCUCGAUCAAGUGAGGGCUAGAGUCGACGGGCUAAAAGCAACGUUCGUCCAGAUCCCCAGGGGAGACAACGAGCUCGCUGAUCGGCUAGCCAAAGCCGCUUCAGCAGAACACAUGAUAACACUGGGUAAUGUACUUCCCUUUGUUCAAAUCUUUCCGCUAAUAGACCCCGACAACAUGCAGGAGAUACGCUCCGAAAGAAACUGGACUACGCCGAUAGCUUCAUACUUAAAGGACGGGAUAUUGCCUGAGGAGAAGGAGGCAGCGAGAAAGCUAAAAGUCCGAGCGGCAAGGUUCGUCUUGAUAAAAGACAUUCUUUACAAGAGAGGUUUCUCCCGUCCUUACCUAAGAUGUCUCGGGGUUGAAGAGGCAGACUACGUGAUGAGGGAAGUACACGAAGGAAUAUGCGGGAACCAUUCUGGAUCGCGGUCGUUGGUGCACAAGCUGUUACGAGCUGGUUAUUACUGGCCGACCAUGCAAAAGGAUGCUGAGUCCUAUGUUAAAAGAUGCGACAAAUGCCAGAGGUUCAGCAAUUUUAUCGGACAGCCAGCUGAAGAGCUGACCCCCAUAACGGCUCCAUGGCCGUUCGCUCAGUGGGGACUGGACAUCAUGGGACCUUUCCCAACGGCGAUAAGGCAGCUAAAGUUCUUGGUAGUGGGCAUUGACUACUUCACGAAAUGGGUAGAAGCGGAAGCCUUGGCCACCAUUACAGAAAAGAACAUUAGAAGUUUUGUCUGGCGGAACAUAAUAUGUAGGUUUGGUAUUCCUAGAGUCCUUGUCUCAGAUAACGGGAGGCAGUUCGAUAACGGCCCCUUCCGUGAUUUCUGCUCACAACUAGGAAUAAAAAACCACUACUCAUCCCCCGCCCAUCCUCAGGCUAACGGUCAGGUUGAGGUCACAAACCGAUCCUUGCUAAAGAUUAUCAAAACUCGGCUCGAGGGGGCAAAGGGCAUAUGGCCAGAAGAACUGCCAAGCAUACUGUGGGCAUAUAGGACAACGGCGAGGACUCCGACAGGAGAGACACCGUUUCGACUGACCUACGGGAGCGAGGCAGUCAUCCCAGCGGAAGUUGGGCUCACGAGCUACAGGGUUCACAACCACGACGAGGGAAGGAAUGACGAAUCCAUGAGGCUACAGCUGGACCUUAUAGACGAGGUCAGGUCGGAAGCAGAACAGAGGAUCGCUAGAUACCAGGAUCGCAUGUCCAAACAUUUCAACUCCCGGGUCCGACAAAGAAGCUUCCAAGUUGGAGACCUCGUACUCAGGAGGGUCAUGGGUACAACUAGAGACCCUACACAAGGAAAACUCGGCCCCAACUGGGAAGGACCCUACAGAGUUACGUCGUGGAAAAGGAAAGGGACAUACCACCUGGAGACAAUAGACGGAGAAAAGCUACCACAUCCGUGGAAUGCCGAGCACUUGAGGAAAUACUACCAGUGAUAGCGACACGACAACCAGUUUCUCUUUUAAGACUUUUUGGGAAUUAUUAACUUUUAUUGGCACUGUUUAACUAUUUUUGCUACAAUAUUGUCGUGCCUUUUUUAAGCCCAAGGGGGCAGGCACUUUUCCUUUACGCAUUCUACAAUCAGAUGCAAUUUUUGAUCUUCUACUUGAAUGUAUGUCAUUGCAAUUGCCCACAAAAGUUAACGGAAACGAUAGAAGUCCGCAAGAUGGACGGAUUAUCCUACAGGGACGAUCCCACUACGUCCACAAGGUGGACGGAUCAUCCUACAUGGAUGAUAACCAUAAGUCCACAAGAUGGACGGAUACAAUAUGAAGUCCACAAGAUGGACGGAUCGUCCUACAGGGACGAUCACCCUGAGUCCACAAAGUGGACGGAUCACUAAGGUGAUGAAACAAAAGUCCACAAAGUGGACGGAUCACUAAGGUGAUGAAACAAAAGUCCACAAAGUGGACGGAUCACUAAGGUGAUGAAACAAAAGUCCACAAAGUGGACGGAUCACUAAGGUGAUGAAACAAAAGUCCACAAAGUGGACGGAUCACUAAGGUGAUGAAACAAAAGUCCACAAAGUGGACGGAUCACUAAGGUGAUGAAACAAAAGUCCACAAAGUGGACGGAUCACUAAGGUGAUGAAACAAAAGUCCACAAAGUGGACGGAUCACUAAGGUGAUGAAACAAAAGUCCACAAAGUGGACGGAUAACUAAGAUGAUGAAAUAUGAGUCCACAAAGUGGACGGAUCACUAAGGUGAUGAAGCAUAAGUCCACAAAGUGGACAGAUCGCUAAGGUGAUGAAACAAAAGUCCACAAAGUGGACGGAUCACUAAAGUGAUGAAAUAUGAGUCCACAAAGUGGACGGAUCACUAAGGUGAUGAAACAUAAGUCCACCAAGGUGGACGGACUACUUAGGUGAUGUGACAUAGGUCCACAAAGUGGACGGAUCACAAAGGUGAUGCAAUUAGUCCACAAAGUGGACAGAUCACUAAGAUGUUGAAAUACAUGAAAUAAAGUCCUUGAGAUUGACGGACCGUCCUACAUGAAAUAAAGUCCCAAGGUGGACGGAUACAAUAGAUGGACGUUUUCGCAAAGUGGACGUAUACUGGCUACGUUAAAAUUAUCUACAAGUCCAUUAAAUACGCGAUAUAUUUAAAAGUGAUGAACAACGCCACAAAGUGGACGGUCCGCAUAAUAAACCCCUCAAAACAGACGGAGAAGGAAAAUCCUCACCGAUGUAAAAGCUCAAUCAACACAAGAUAACAAGUCUGCAAUGUGGACGGAUAAUCACAGAUUAACAAAUAUUCUCACAAAAAUAAUCCCUCAAGAAGGUAGACGGAGUUUUAAACAGAGCACCAAACAAUUAUAAAAAGCAUGUGAACUUUUAAGCCAAAAGCCCCAAAGGCAAAUGUUCAAUACAAAAAAAAAAGGGACGGUUUGUCUUAAAAAAUGAAUAAAAAAGAAAGACGGAUUGUUCAGUACAUAUGCAUCAAU
Molecule: messenger RNA, 7250 nt
Organism: Quercus robur (English oak)
Lineage: Eukaryota; Viridiplantae; Streptophyta; Magnoliopsida; Fagales; Fagaceae
Exons: 2
Coding region: 514-5742 (1742 amino acids)
Biological process (GO): DNA integration
Molecular function (GO): RNA-DNA hybrid ribonuclease activity; nucleic acid binding
Source: RefSeq, a predicted model, not a curated record